UGUGCACUUGGGCGUUGGACCCCGCAUCUUAUUAGCAACCAGGGAGAUUUCUCCAUUUUCCUCUUGUCUACAUUGCGGCUACAAAUCUGGGAUUUUUUUAUUACUUCUUUUUUUUUAAAAACUACACUUGGGCUCCUUUUUUUGUGCUCGACUUUUCCUCCCUUUUUCCCUCCCUCCUGCGCUGCUGCUUUUUUAUCUCUUCGACUUAAAUUUUUUUAUCCGGAGUGUAUUUAAUCGGUUCUGUUCUGUCCUCUUCACCACCCCCACUCCCCCCUCCCUCCGGUGUGUGUGCUGCUGCCGCCGCCGCUGCUGCCGCCGCCGCUGCUACUGCCGCUCGCCCCGUCGUUACACCAACCGGAGGCUCUUUGUUCCCCCCUUGGAUCUGUUGAGUUUCUUUGUUGAAGAAGCCAGCAUGGGUGCCCAGUUCUCCAAGACCGCUGCGAAGGGAGAAGCCACCGCGGAGAGGCCCGGGGAGGCGGCUGUGGCCUCGUCGCCUUCCAAAGCGAACGGGCAGGAAAAUGGCCACGUGAAGGUAAACGGCGACGCUUCUCCCGCGGCCGCCGAGCCCGGCGCCAAGGAGGAGCUGCAGGCCAACGGCAGCGCCCCGGCCGCCGACAAGGAGGAGCCCGCGGGCGCCGGGAGCGGGGCGGCGUCGCCCGCCGCGGCCGAGAAGGAGGAGCCGGCCGCCGCCGCCGCCGCCCCCGAGGCCGGGGCCAGCCCCGCGGAGAAGGAGGCUCCCGCCGAGGGCGAGGCCGCCGAGCCCGGCUCGCCCUCGGCCGCGGAGGGGGAGGCCGCGUCGGCCGCCUCCUCGACGUCUUCGCCCAAGGCGGAGGACGGGGCCACGCCCUCGCCCAGCAACGAGACCCCGAAAAAAAAAAAGAAGCGCUUUUCCUUCAAGAAGUCUUUCAAGCUGAGCGGCUUCUCCUUCAAGAAGAACAAGAAGGAAGCGGGAGAGGGCGGGGAGGCCGAGGGCGCAGCCGGCGCCUCCGCCGAAGGCGGCAAGGACGAGGCCUCCGGGAGCGCCGCUGCGGCCGCCGCAGAGGCGGGCGCGGCCUCCGGGGAGCAGGCGGCCGCGGCGCCGGGCGAGGAGGCCGCGGCGGGUGAGGAGGGGGCGGCGGGCGGCGACCCGCAGGAGGCCAAGCCCGAAGAGGCCGCCGUCGCGCCUGAGAAGCCAGCCGCCAGCGAGGAGGCCAAGCCCCCCGAGGAGCCCAGCAAGGCCGAGGAGAAGGCCGAGGAGGCCGGGGCCAGCGCCGCUGCCUGCGAGGCGCCCUCAGCCGCCGGGCCCGGUGCGCCCCCGGAGCAGGAGGCGGCGCCCGCGGAGGAGGCGGCGGCCGCGACAGCCUCGUCAGCCUGCGCAGCCCCGUCACAGGAGGCCCAGCCCGAGUGCAGUCCAGAAGCCCCCCCAGCGGAGGCGGCAGAGUAAAAGGGCCCGAGUUUUGAGAUAAUCGAAGAACUUUUCUCCCCCUCCCCCCCCCGUUUGUUUGUUGGAGUGGUGCCAGGUACUGGUUUUGGAGAACUUGUCUACAACCAGGGAUUGAUUUUAAAGAUGUCUUUUUUUUAUUUUCCUUUUCUUUUUAAGCAACAAAUUUUGUUCCCCCACCCCCUCCUCCCCCCACAGAUCCCAUCUCAGAUCAUUCUGUUACCACCAUUCCAACAGGUCGAGGAGAGCUUAAACACCUUCCUCUGCCUUGUUUCUCUUUUGUUUUUAUUUUUUGCAUCAGUAUUAAUGUUUUUUGCAUACUUUGCAUCUUUAUUCAAAAAUGUAAACUUUCUUUGUCAAUCUAUGGACAUGCCCAUAUAUGAAGGAGAUGGGUGGGUCAAAAGGGAUAUCAGAUGAAGUGAUAGGGGCCACGAUGGGGAAGUUUAAGUGGUGCGUGACAUUGCCAAGAGUAACGUACCGCUAGAAAUAAAUGAUGGUGUAAAGGCUUAGUCUUUUUCUUUUUUUUUUAAAGAAAAGUUAUUACGAUGUAUUUUGUGAGGCAGGUUUACAACACUACAAGUCUUGACUAAGAAGGAAAGAGAAGAAAAAAAAAAAAAACACCAAUACCCAGAUUUUAAAAAAGAUCAUAGUCUUAGGAGUUCAUUUAAACCAUAGGAACUUUUCACUUAUCUCAUGUUAGCUGUACCAGUCAGUGAUUAAGUAGAACUACAAGUUGUAUAGGCUUUAUUGUUUAUUGCUGGUUUAUGACCUUAAUAAAGUGUAAUUAUGUAUUACCAGCAGGGUGUUUUUAACUGUGACUAUUGUAUAAAAACAAAUCUUGAUAUCCAGAAGCACAUGAAGUUUGCAACUUUCCACCCUGCCCAUUUUUGUAAAACUGCAGUCAUCUUGGACCUUUUAAACACAAAUUUUAAACUCAACCAAGCUGUGAUAAGUGGAAUGGUUACUGUUUAUACUGUGGUAUGUUUUUGAUUACAGCAGACAAUGCUUUCUUUUCCAGUUGUCUUUGAGAAUAAAGGAAAAAAAUCUUCAGAUGCAAUGGUUUUGUGUAGCAUCUUGUCUAUCAUGUUUUGUAAAUACUGGAGAAGCUUUGACCAAUUUGACUUAGAGAUGGAAUGUAACUUUGCUUACAAAAAUUGCUAUUAAACUCCUGCUUAAGGUGUUCUAAUUUUCUGUGAGCACACUAAAAGCGAAAAAUAAAUGUGAAUAAAAUGUA
Molecule: messenger RNA, 2654 nt
Organism: Lynx canadensis (Canada lynx)
Lineage: Eukaryota; Metazoa; Chordata; Mammalia; Carnivora; Felidae
Gene: MARCKS
Product: myristoylated alanine rich protein kinase C substrate
Exons: 2
Coding region: 413-1423 (336 amino acids)
Biological process (GO): central nervous system development; actin filament organization
Cellular component (GO): actin filament bundle; cytoplasm; plasma membrane
Molecular function (GO): calmodulin binding; actin filament binding
Source: RefSeq, a predicted model, not a curated record